GUUGACGGUCACGCCCAUGCUGUUCAUCGUGCAUACCAAUCGGAAGUUCAUGAGGGAGAAGCACCAGCUCAUAUCGGUUUUGGAGAACUUCACGCUCGAGGCUGCGGAAUGCCGGCUGGAGUCAGACAGGGAGUUCGUGUUGUCGGCUAUUGCUGCCUGGUAUGGAAGUGCAAAAGCUUUUGAGGACUACGUCCGCGGCACUCUGCGCAAGGAACUGCUCGGGAUGUCUGCGACUGACCUUCCGCUGAGCUAUGCUCUGAUGAUAGCUCUUGGUCCCAUGGGCGUGGCGCUGGACGUGCUGCUCUCCUUCGUUCGAGGAGGGGCGCCCCUCCCUGCCGUGGUGUCAGAGUUGGUCGGCUCGGCCAUGGGCUGGGUCCUCUUCUGGGUCCUGCUCUGCAUCAAGGUGAUGUGGUGGCUCUGCGACAGAUUCGCCGCUCCACGGUCGUCGAAGCUGUUGGACUACUUGAUGAGCCUAGCCAUUUUUCUUGUCUUCUUCAUCUUCUUUUUUGCGGGUGCGGUGAUUUCCGACCUUCUGUAUACCACAACAUUGUGGGGUGCAGUGGGUUUUGCUGGUCUCACUUUGCUGCUGGUGGUCCUUGCGUAUGGCAAGGGCUGGCCGUGUAAGCCACGGCUAUGA
Molecule: messenger RNA, 637 nt
Organism: Symbiodinium pilosum
Lineage: Eukaryota; Dinophyceae; Suessiales; Symbiodiniaceae
Source: the annotation of a GenBank genome assembly